Molecule: messenger RNA, 2877 nt
Organism: Acipenser ruthenus (sterlet)
Lineage: Eukaryota; Metazoa; Chordata; Actinopteri; Acipenseriformes; Acipenseridae
Exons: 10
Coding region: 60-2609 (849 amino acids)
Source: RefSeq, a predicted model, not a curated record
UGGACUAUAAAGUGUGCUAGUGACCGUAUUAUAUACUGUAUCAAAGGAUAGGCAGAGAUAUGCCACUGUCAUCAAGGGAUGUUACCAGUUCAGUGGCCAAGAGACUAAAAUAUUACAUUGAUGUUGAGAGAAAAGAAGAUGGAUUUGAUCUUUCUGUUGCUGACAGGACAGCUGUGAGGACUGGGUGCACUCUGCUGGCCCCGGGGAGGUUGCAUGACCGCAGUCUGAAGCACUACUUCAGGGACUCGGGGGACAGAGCAACGCUGCGGCUGGACUUGGAGAGAAGUGGAGAGAGCAGACAACCACCGCUUAGUCUUGUCAGGCAGCAAUCAGUCAGGAAGAAAAUCCAGACAGCAAUGACCAAGAUUCAGUUCACUAAUGUUGUUCCCCUUGGUGCCUACAAAGUGCAGCCUUACACUGGCAGGAAGAGAGCACCAAGCCAUUGGCCAGAGGCCUUAUCUGUCUCGCGAGUCCCUCCCCCUUACGUCACAAAGGGGGAGCUGGUCAGGUUGGUCUCCUCAGCUUCCAAACUCAUUGUGGCCACAGAAGUGCUGACGCUUGGCUCCGGUGACCAGGAUGUACUCCAUCUCUCAGUGGAGAGAGACCAAUCAAAGAAUUGGAACUCCUUACCACAAAUACAUAUAAGGAAACAGAGGUCAGACACAGCCUCUUCUGUGGGGGGUGAAGGCGAGGCUGCAGAGCAGAGGUGUAACCGCUCAUCUCUCACCUCAACCCUCUGCACCCACGACAGCACAGAAGAGGAUAGAAUUCAAGAAUCAAGUUUUUUGGCUGAGAACGGGAGUGAGAAAGAUUAUAGUGUACCGACCCAGCACAGAGAUGAUGAAGGAGAGUUCAACAAGAAGGACCAACAAAAGCAAGUGGUGAAGAGGAGGGAAAGAACUGCAGCAGACACCACCAGGGCUUCCUUGAAGUCAUUUUCCCACUGCAGCUCAGAUUCCAGCUAUAAUGUGCUAAGUGGGGCGCCCCCAAGUGCCGGGAGGGUUCACAGCAAACAGACACAAACAAGGCAGAGGAAGAGCAGCCUUGGAAAGGAUGGCGUGAUUCCCCAUAGUGAGGGAAAGGGCAGGAUCCUGGCCGGGUCGGAGCAGAGGAAUGCCCCUAGAUCCAGAGUUGGAUUCAGAAAGAGAUCAGAUCACAAAUCCCAGCACGGGUCACGAGGCAGAGUGGCGAACACUCAGGAGGAAUCACGGCAGGAGAGUUAUGAUAGAGCUGGGGGAGAGGGUAGGGAAAGGCUUAUCGAGACAGAGAAGCCAUCAGGUGAAAAAGCAGAGGUGGCCAAGUCAGAGGGCAGACUUACUGAGUGUGAGAAACCUCACGGAGAGCCGGAGGGGCUGCAAACAGAACAAGCUGAAGCAGGGGACCAUGAAAGACAGCAGAGUAGACGUGAUGGGGAGGAGGGCCUAUAUAAUGGAAUGAGAAAAGAGUGUCCUGAUAACACAGACGAGAAUGCUCCUGAAGGAGAGAGAGAAGAGGGCAGCGCUGUGGAGAAAGACAUGUGUGGGGAGGAGGUGGGUGAGAAGUGCGCACGAGAUGACAGGAGAGAUGAGAUCCUGGAGAAAGAGAGAUAUGAAUAUGCUUGUGACAAAGAGAGGAAAGAGUGUCGCUGUGUAGUGGAGAAAGCAGAGAAUGAAGGUAAAGAGAAAGACGAGUUACUCCAUGUAGCAGACAGUGGCAAGGACAGGGAGGGUUCAGCUCAGAGUGAGGGCUGCAUUGAGUAUGGAAAGCACCAGGUUGGUGUGAGAGUGGAAAGGAAUGAGUCAGAGGAUCUGGGGGCUACCUUGAGACCAGAAACGCCAGUCAUUGACUCUGCCGAGUCGCUUCCUCAGAUCCAGGCAGUUGAUGAAGUCGAUAGCAGCAGCAGCACGUCUCCUGAGAAAGUUAACCAGAGCGCUAUCUGCCUUGGAGAUCUCCAGACUGACCCUGAAAGAGUUGAUCAUCAAGACUGCCAAAGAAGACUGGAUCACCAACCCGGGUUGGAAACACAUGACUGCAAGCUACCUGAAAAGGUUAACCAGAUCCACAGCGCCAGAGAUCUCCAGGCUAGGUCCGACGAAGUUAGAGAAACAAAUCUGUGGCAAGAUCGUCAGCAGCGAGAGACAUCCGAAUCAGAAAACAGUGCUGGGGAUCAGAAGGGUAAGGCAGGGAUCACCCCCGAGCCACUACACUCCUUCCUGCACAGCUGCUUGGCAAUGUCCUCCUGUGAUACUGAUUUCAGCACCAGCAGCCCAGGGUCGAAGGAUGAGAGGAAAGACCAUGGUGGAGGGCAAGUAGCUGCCAGUGAGAUCACAGAACAUUCCCUGGAGCAGGGCAAAGAGGCAUGUGGUUGGGGAGAGGCUUCCCCUGGCCAUAAUGAUCCGACGCUGAGCCUUUAUGAAGCACUCUUCCCUCCCAACUCCCUUUCAGAAGAUUGUGAGCCUCACACGCCACGCAAGAGAGACGAGGAUACCGACACUCUGAACUUACUGAUGACUGACACAAGCUCUGUGCUGUCAGAUGUAUCCAAUUCAGAACUAUCUGCUAGAAGCGACACCAUCGUCACCUCUGCACUCUUUGAGAGUCCCAGCUGCUAUCAUGCUUUUCAUAUCUGAGAGUAGCCUUUUAAAAAAGCAAGGCAGUGGAGUACAUUGUGGGGCAAUACAGUGGUCUAAGGGGCUGAUUGUUGGGAAAUAUAAAUGAUCAGCCAUUGAAUUAUCAUACAUGAAAUAUCUAAAGGCACCAAGUAAGAAUCUAGUACAUUCACGUGGGCUCUAAAAUAUGAGGGAAUGAUUUCUGUUAUGAUUUGCACAGUGGUGAUUCUUUUACAGUCAUUUUAGUGGCUAUGCAAUCACAAUACGCAAUAAAGGUGCUUGCAGUGUA